AUGCACAUGCGUCUCGAGUCGUCCUCUUCCUCAGUCAAUUACAACUUCGCGAGUGGAGUCACGACUCACCGGGGGCUAUUGGCGGCGCUCGAAACUUGCCAAGUGUCCAGCGCAUCGCGCGAAUGCGUCACAAGCCGUCCCCCUGCUCGUGUGGGCUGCGAGGCAGGCCAGAGGCGAAGACGCAAGGCGAUCUUCAUCGAUUUGAUGGUGCGAUUGUAUCGUGUGGACGCUGGUGGCUCAUCCGACUUCGCUGAGUGA
Molecule: messenger RNA, 258 nt
Organism: Pleurotus ostreatus (oyster mushroom)
Lineage: Eukaryota; Fungi; Basidiomycota; Agaricomycetes; Agaricales; Pleurotaceae
Exons: 3
Coding region: 1-258 (85 amino acids)
Source: RefSeq, a predicted model, not a curated record